ACGUGGGCGCGCGCUCCGCGGCCCAGCGACCGCGGGAAAAUUCCAAAAAACUCCCAACAAAAAGCCACUACGAGGCAGGGCCAGACUUUCAAGCCACAGAUCCCGGGCGGUGGCUUCCUCUCCGCCACUGCCCAAACUGCUGAAGCAGCUCCGGCGAGGACCACCCGGUAACAAUAAAUUACCUGUGGAACCAAGAGGAGAAAGCGGCAGAAAUAACUUGGAGCCCAGUCACCAGUCACAAAGGCAGAAAGAAGCUUCCUGAUAUUUUGACGACUAAUGUGCUCCUCGGCUCACUUUCGAACUGGUCUAACCAAAACCCAACAGUCUUACCGUCAGAUUUAAUGUAUGCCCACUGUUUCCUUCAGUGCUGGACAGGCUUCUGUCAAGGGGACGUCACCUUUUCCCUUUUUCCAAGAUGGCUCAAGAUUCAGUAGAUCUUUCUUGUGAUUAUCAGUUCUGGAUGCAGAAGCUUUCUGUAUGGGGUCAGGCUUCCACUUUGGAAACUCAGCAAGACACCUGUCUUCACCUGGCUCAGUUCCAGGAGUUCCUGAGGAAGAUGUAUGAAGCCUUGAAAGAGAUGGAUUCUAAUACAGUUAUUGAAAGAUUCCCCACAAUUGGUCAACUGUUGGCAAAAGCUUGUUGGAAUCCUUUUAUUUUAGCAUAUGAUGAAAGCCAAAAAAUUCUAAUAUGGUGCUUAUGUUGUCUGAUUAACAAAGAACCACAGAAUUCUGGACAAUCAAAACUUAACUACUGGAUACAGGGUUUGUUAUCUCAUAUACUUUCAGCACUCAGAUUUGAUAAAGAAUUUGCUCUUUUCACUCAAGGUCUUGGAUAUGCACCUAUAGAUUACUAUCCUGGUUUGCUUAAAAAUAUGGUUUUAUCAUUAGCAUCUGAACUCAGAGAGAAUCAUCUUAAUGGAUUUAACACUCAAAGGCGAAUGGCUCCCGAACGAGUUGCAUCCCUGUCUCGAGUUUGUGUCCCACUUAUUACCCUGCCAGAUGUCGCCCCCCUGGUGGAGGCUUUGCUCAUCUGUCACGGACAUGAACCUCAGGAAAUCCUCCAGCAAGAGUUCUUUGAGGCUGUAAACGAGGCCAUUUUGCUGAAGAAGAUUUCUCUCCCCGUGUCGGCUGUAGUCUGCCUCUGGCUUCGGUACCUUCCCAGCCUUGAAAAAACAAUGCUGCAUCUUUUUGAAAAGCUAAUCUCCAGUGAGAGAAAUUGUCUGAGAAGGAUCGAAUGCUUUAUAAAAGAUUCAUUGCUGUCUCAAGCAGCCUGCCACCCUGCCAUAUUCCGGGUUGUUGAUGAGAUGUUCAGGUGUGCACUCCUGGAAACUGAUGGGGCCCCAGAAGUCAUAGCCACUAUUCAAGUGUUUACACGGUGCUUUGUAGAAGCUCUGGAGAAAGAACACAAGCAGCUGCGGUUUGCACUCAAGACCUACUUUCCGUACACUUCUCCAUCUCUUGCCAUGGUGCUGCUGCAAGACCCUCAAGAUGUCCCUCAGGGACAGUGGCUCCAGACAUUGAAGCACAUUUCUGAACUGCUCAGAAAAGCAGUUGAAGACCAGACUCAUGGGUCCUGCAGAAGUCCCUUUGAGAGCUGGUUCCUGUUCAUUCACUUUGGAGGGUGGGCUGAGAUGGCGGCCGAGCAGUUACUGAUGUCGGCAGCGGAACCCCCCACGGCCCUGCUGUGGCUCUUGGCCUUCUACUACGGACCUUGUGAUGGGAGGCAGCAGAGAACACAGACCAUGGUCCAGGUAAAGGCUGUUCUGGGCCACCUCCUGGCAGUGUCCAGAAGCACCACCCUCUCUGUCCAGGACCUCCAGAUGGCAGCGGGACAGGGCACAGACACAGACCCCAGAGCUCCUGCACAACAGCUGAUCAGGCACCUUCUCCUCAACUUCCUGCUCUGGGCUCCUGGAGGCCACACGAUUGCCCGGGAUGCCAUCACCUUGAUGGCUCGCACUGCUGAGAUAACUCACGAGAUCAUUGGCUUUCUGGACCAGACCUUGUACAGAUGGGAUCGUCUUGGUAUUGAAAGCCCUAGAUCAGGAAAACUGGCCCGAGAGCUCCUCAAAGAGCUACGAACUCAAGUCUAGCAAGGCACGCAGGCCGUGUGGGUGCCCGGCAUGAGGGAUCAGGCUCACCAAGGCCACAGGACAGGUGAUGACCCCAUGGCCGUGCAUUCGUGGAGUAAGUGUUCUCUGUGGGCUGUGAGAAUGAGCCGUACAUAUCUUGGGAAGAUCUGCUAGUAUCUGUUUUACAAAAUGCAAAGCCAGGUCCCUCAGCCCAAACUCAGUCAGACAUGUUCACCGAUGACUUGAGUGAGCCUUCAGCCCUCCUCGUGCCUGCCUGUCCAGCUGGAGAAUGACUGGAGCAAAGGCUUGGGUGGGAGAACAGGUUUCUAAUUUUCACCCAAGUCAAGAUGCACAUCUAUUAUUUAAAGAUUCAAAGUCUGAGAACCAAGAAUUUGGUCAUGAACCCUUAAAGAAUUUAAAGAGAA
Messenger RNA from Saimiri boliviensis boliviensis (Bolivian squirrel monkey), 2496 nucleotides. RefSeq names its product FA complementation group C (gene FANCC). Gene Ontology annotation, cellular component: Fanconi anaemia nuclear complex. NCBI's taxonomy places the organism in Eukaryota, Metazoa, Chordata, Mammalia, Primates, Cebidae. The record is from RefSeq and is a predicted model, not a curated record. Gene Ontology annotation, biological process: cellular response to oxidative stress; nucleotide-excision repair; interstrand cross-link repair.